AAUACAAGAGGUGCUCAUUCGGGGUGGUUACGGGUGAAGUCUUUAACGCCAAUUGAAGUGGUGUAGCAGUCAAGAAAAUGCCAAUGACUAGCUAUCGCAUGGCGAAUUGUAAUUGAUAUAGCUCUUCACAUUACCAAAAGCCUGAAAGAAAGAGACCUAAGUUAAGCAUUGAAAGAAGUGUAACUCUACUCCAGCCUUUGUUUACCGUUCCUUUCAUUAGAUGAUUGUUGGAAGAGUUAGAUGCAAAGAAGAAUUGUGAAGCACGGAUGCAGGAGGAACUGGAGAGGCUUAAAGCUUCUUUGCAAUCUGAGAAGGAGAAGUUGCAAGAAAUCAUUAAUGAGCGUGAUAAACUUAAAACUCUGUAUAAUGAAAAGUUGUUUGCAUUGCAGGCUGCAUUAGCUGAUAAACGAACUAUUGAAGCCAAAUUUCCUAAGUUAGACUCACCCGAACAUCUAUCUUUGGAAAAUCAUGCUAGAAUGGAAAGCAUGCUUGCAUUUGGAAUUGGAGAUGGCGGAGAAAAUGUUUCUAUAAGAAAUAGUGUAAAUAAUUCUCAGCAGACAAUACGGAAACUUCAAGAGGAUUUGAAGAUAUACACCAAUGAAUUGCAGGCAUCUAAAGAUACUAUUAAGUCACUGCUGAAGGAGAAAUUAUUGCUUGAACAGAAGAUUCAAAUAUUUGAAAAGAAGAAAAAAGAUGAGAUUAGUAUGAUGAUAAACAAUUAUGAAGAUAAGCGUCAAAACUUUGCUCUAAAAAUUACUGAAUUUGAGCAAAAAUUGGUAAGCACAGCAGAAGUAUUAAGAGUGGCAGAAUCUACUAUUGCAACGAGAAACAUCGAAAUAGACGCAUUACAUGACAACUUAAAGGAGCUGCAAGAGUUGCGAGAUAUGAAAGAGGAUAUUGAUAGGAAAAACGAACAAACAGCUUUAAUUUUGAAGAGGCAAGGAUCACAACUGGCUGAGCUUGAAGCACUUUACAAAGAAGAACUAGUUUUACGGAAACGAUAUUAUAAUAUCAUUGAAGAUAUGAAAGGAAAGAUAAGGGUUUUCUGUCGUUUACGUCCUUUGAAUGAAAAGGAAAUUGCUGAGAAGAAGAAGAACGUAGUAUUUUCUGUAGAUGAGUUUACUGUUGAACAUCCAUGGAAAGAUGAAAAAUCAAAGCAACAUAUAUAUGAUCGUGUUUUUGGUCAAAAUGAUUCACAAGAGGAUGUUUUUGCGGAUACGAAGUAUCUAGUACAAUCUGCUGUUGAUGGAUACAAUGUCUGCAUAUUUGCAUAUGGGCAAACCGGUUCUGGUAAAACCUUCACAAUCUAUGGUUCAGAGAGCCAUCCCGGGCUAACCCCAAGAGCUACAGCUGAACUAUUCAGAUUAGUAGAUCGUGAUAGCAGCAAAUUCUUUUUUUCUCUGAAGGUUUAUAUGGUGGAAUUAUAUCAAGAUACUCUUGUUGAUCUCUUGCUACAGAAGAAUGCCAAACAUGUAAAGCUGGAAAUAAAAAAGGACUCAAAGGUAAUUUUAAUGAUGUCCAUUUUACAUGAUGCAAAUUUUCUUGUAUGACUUGUGUAAAAAAGG
Molecule: messenger RNA, 1565 nt
Organism: Dendrobium catenatum
Lineage: Eukaryota; Viridiplantae; Streptophyta; Magnoliopsida; Asparagales; Orchidaceae
Product: kinesin-like protein KIN-14I
Exons: 9
Coding region: 267-1550 (427 amino acids)
Biological process (GO): microtubule-based movement
Molecular function (GO): ATP binding; microtubule binding; microtubule motor activity
Source: RefSeq, a predicted model, not a curated record